AUGGUAGAUGCCUUGGUUUAUCUUCUGAGGAAUACAAUCGAGAAGCUUGUCUUGACGCAAGUGAACGGGAGUCCACUGUUAGCAUCACUGUGUUUGGAGCCUCUGAAUGCUCUUCUCAAGUUUACACAGUUAUUGAAGGCCAAAGAGCAAGUUGUAGCUGGUAAAAUGUACUACCUGACUCUGGAGGCUAAUGAUUGUGGAUCCAAAAAACAAUAUAAGGCUAAAGUCUGGGUCAAGCCUUGGAUGAACUUCAUGGAGCUUGAGGAUUUUAAGCCACUGACUGAUAGCCCUAGUACCUCCUCACAAGACAAGAAGCAAUUGGAGCAAAGUAGUGAAGGGGCGAAGAAAGAAAGUGUUGGUGCUCCUUCCGAGAACAGAAUCUUAAAGCAGAAGAAAUCCAAGAAAGAAAAAUCAUCAAAGGAACAGGAGGAGCAUGAUCAGAAUCAGGAGAAAGGAGACAUUGAAGCUGAAGUGGCAGAUGCAUCUGCAGUUGACGUAAAGGAAAGGAUAAAGAAGGUGGCCUCCAUGAGGUAG
Messenger RNA from Zingiber officinale, 534 nucleotides. RefSeq names its product cysteine proteinase inhibitor 6-like. The record is from RefSeq and is a predicted model, not a curated record. Gene Ontology annotation, molecular function: cysteine-type endopeptidase inhibitor activity. The coding region runs from base 1 to 534 and encodes 177 amino acids. The transcript has 3 exons. NCBI's taxonomy places the organism in Eukaryota, Viridiplantae, Streptophyta, Magnoliopsida, Zingiberales, Zingiberaceae.